AUGGCCUCCACAGAUGCUCCCGUGAAAGCCAGCGGCGUUCUUGAGGAUAAAUCUCACCAAGCUAUCAGCUCAUACUUCAUUGGCCCGCAAGCAGAAAAUUUAGGUGACUUCAAGGAAAACAUCGACUCUAUCCUCAAUGAGCUCCAAAAAGCAAGGGCGAACUACUUUCCAGAAGAUGGAUCAUUUAUUACUAAUACGACUCGAGACUCGAAAGUGUUUCAAGUAUGCAAGAAGAGAGUCUCCAAUGCCGUCACGAAGGCAGCUCACCUGCUCGGAAAACACUCCUUGCCAUAUUGGUCUCCCCGUUAUCAAGCACACAUGUGUAUGGAUAUGAGCAUGCCAGCACUUCUGGGAUACUUCAUGACCAUGAUCUACAAUCCUAACAAUGUUGCCAUUGAAGCCAGUCCUCUAACGACGGUGGCUGAAAUUGAAGCCGGUGAGCAGUUGUGUCAAAUGUUCGGAUACAAUCUUGACGCAACCACACUCAAUCAACCCGUCGGCUGGGGUCACAUCACUUGUGGGGGAACUGUGCCAAACCUAGAAAGUAUUUGGGUCGCUGUUGCUGGAAUCGGUGCUCAGAAUGUGAUUGGAGUUCCUGUAGAUCACGGGGCUCGACUUCGACUCGACAAGCUUGAAGAGCUCCUCGAGCAGAGUCUUGCUAAUGAACAAGCCGUCUAUGCAGUCGUUGCCAUUAUCGGUUCGACUGAAGAAGGUUCCGUCGAUCGCUUAAGUGAAGUUCUAGCUCUGAGGAAGAAAUUUCAAGCUCGUGGAUUAUCAUUUUUGGUACAUGCAGACGCUGCCUGGGGUGGAUAUUUCGCUUCCAUGCUCCCAACUGAAUAUCAACCCGGGGAUAAGGCGAAACUCACAAUUGGUGACGCGGAUGCGCAAAUCGGGGAAGGUGUAGUUCCAGACUCAGCCUUACGAAUUGAAACGCAAGAAGAUCUGUUUGCUCUGCGCUUCGCAGACUCGAUCACAGUUGAUCCACACAAAGCAGGGUACAUACCAUAUCCAGCUGGUGGAUUGUGCUACCGAGACGAGAGAAUGAGAUACCUCGUUACGUGGACGAGCCCAGUUCUCUCGAGAGGAACUCUCAUAAGUAUGGGAAUCUACGGCGUUGAAGGAAGUAAACCCGGAGCGGCUGCAAUGUCAACAUGGCUAUCUAACAAAUGUAUUGGGAUGGGUCCAGAUGGUUAUGGUGCUUUGCUUGGUGAAGUGACAUUCACGUGCAGCAGAUUUGCAGCAGAAUGGGCUGCCAUGACAGCCCUCGACAAGGAUAAUUUCAGGCUCGUUCCAUUAAACAUGCUUCCCUCGGAAUUGAAACCAGGCUCCACCACGGCGAAGGUUGAGGAAGAAAAGCAGCGGAUCAGAGAUACAAUUUUAUCUAAAUCAAAUGCGCAAAUUCUCGCAUCAGAUGUCGGCAAACCUGAAGAAGAGAAAACAAUGACUCUGCUCCGAGCUCUCGGAUCCGAUCUGAAUAUUAGCGCAUUCUCGCUCAACUUCCGCCUGACACCAGGAAAGGAUGGUGCAUGGAACACGGACGUUGAGGAGGCAAAUUACUUGAUGCGAAGAGUUAUCGAGAGACUUUCUGUCGAUUCCCCCGAAGAUGACCCUUCGACUAUUCCGUUCGUGCUGACCUCGACUGAGUUCAGCAAGGAGCUGUAUGACGAAUGUGCUACCAACUUCAAGCGACGUCUUGGACUUCGAAAGGACGAUUCUGAUUUAAUGGUGCUGCGAAAUGUUGUCAUGAAUCCCUUCCCAACCGAGAGAAAUUUCAUAGGCAAACUCGCCCAGAUAUUCAGGGGCGUCGUGGAAGAGGAAGUCAAGGUCUGUCAACAGCGAAAUUCGGCUGCGCCUACAAACCACGAGUUCCUUCUCCAUGGCAGCGACAAGCUUUUCAUACUUCUUGUGCCUUCAUUCCACAUGGCCAAUCAUCGCCAACAACUCAUUGUUGAAGUUGACUUGGAUGCCAAGAGCAAGGGAGAAUAUCUCAUUCUGAAGAAUGCGAGUCCUAAUGAGCAGCUCACGCUUGUAACACAAGUUCCCAUUAUUCUAUCCAAGCUUCUGAAGCCGAAUUCGCGAUUCAAAGCUGCCGUGCGAUCCAGAGAUGCUGGUCUCGUGUUGAAAGACAUUACCGUCACCACCAAACAUGUGGUCAAGAGUAGACCUCUCAACACCUCGUAUCUUGAUCCCACUUAUCCGUCAGACUUCAUGCCAUUUUACCUCUAUGGCACAAGUACGGAGCAACAUAUCGACCACAUGCUUCUAAGAGCUCCAAAUGUCCAAUUAUCAGCUGAGAAUAUCAAGCUCGAGCUCGACAAUUCUUUGUCGGAGGAGCAGCUGGCUCGUGGACCGAUCCUCUGCUUCAAGAAUGUUCAUGAGGAGAGCAUGCAGCCUUUCCCGUCAAAUGGCGAACUGGAAGCGAAUUCCUCUUUCAUAUUCAAAGCUGGACGCAAAAUGCCGGUUCAGAUAAUCGCGGAUGAGAAUGAUGCCAAUGCUCAUGGCCCGGGCCUGGCAAGGUCAUGUGGAAAGGAGAAACUGUUGUUGGCGACAGGAACGGUGACGCUUGGGAAGAGUGUGGUGGUAGAUAGCCAGACGAUGAAUGUUGAUCCAUUCAAGAAGGUGGGAAAGGUCGUCAAAUGGAGAGAAGAAUUUGCUAAGAUUGGGAGAAGCAUGGACUCUUGAGUACAAAUAAUCGCCACAACCACCCAGGGAAAGAAUUUAGUUCUCCAGAUUUAGGGGCCAGAUUGGUCAAUUUAUUAUAAGGUUUUGAUUCUCGAUACUGCAAAUGUUUCCCAUCCCAAUUCUCAACAAGAGAGUUUCUUCGAAGGAGGAACAUGUACAAGCAUCUCUUGACCAUGUGUCCAGCCACUGAUGCGAGUGAUGAAGUUAAGUCGCCAGCCCCAGUCCGGACUAGACCUUUGAAGAAAGCGUUUCAGCCCAUUCAACCAUCUGAGGGGGAGGUUUGCGUUUUGGCAUCGUUGCAUCCCAGGCGCUCAUGAACUUUAUUAUAUGAUCAUCCUUCCCAGCAGCAGCAACAAUUGCUAGCCCGUAUGGACGCCCAUUCGUUGGAGAAUACCCAAGCGGAACGGUCCCUACUGGGCACCCGGCAGCUGCGGCAAUAGUCGGGAUCCGACCAUCCAUAGGGCCCACAAUCACAUCCAAGUCGAAAUCUGCUAGUGUCUUAUCCACCCCAUUAGUCUUUGCUGCGAGCCGGACCAACUCGAAUGCCUCUUUGUAUUGUGUUUCUGUCAUUUUGUCUUUGAGACUAAGCUCAAGAAGUUGUUGACCUGGAUAUUGUGAUGGUAGCUCCUUGUCGGCAUUCUGAUUGUUGAAUUCUACCAUAUCUGCAAUGCUUCGAAUUUGGGGUUUGUCGAAGAACUCCAAGUACGCAGCCCACUCAGCAGCGAAAUCAUGGUCUUUAUUCGAUUAGCGGUGUCUUUCGUCACAGGAACCUUACUCACUCCACAAUUGUUCAAGAGCAUCCUCGCCAUUGUAGUUCAGGUCAUCCAUUGAAGGGAAAGGGACGUCUUCCUGAACCAUCACCCCAGCAUCUCGAAGUCUAGUCUUCACAUUCCUGUAGUCAGCUCGCUGCUGAGCGAUGAGGUCUGGAUCAGCAGUGCAUAUGAAGUCAACAAAACUCCACAAUUUGUCAUCAACAAAUCCAAUCCUCAUCCCGUUCCAGCUUUUCACGAGCUUCUGUGUGUAAUUCUCCCCUUCAACCAGAACGUCCAUCAACAAAGCCAGAUCUUCAGCGGAUUUGGCCAUUCCCCCAAUGCUGUCUGUCAGAUGGGACCAAGGGGCAGUACCCUCUGUUGAUAGAGUACCGACGGUCAGCUUCAAACCAUAGAGCGCAGCUCGAUUUGCUGGUUGGGUGAUCGAGCCAUCAGUUUCGGUCGCCAAUGCGAGCGGGGCGAAACCGGCAGCAAGGCCAGCUGCACUACCCGAAGAAGAUCCUGCUGGAGCAUGUUCUUGAAUCAGCUUUUGAUUGCACAGAUGAAAUAUACUGAGAGCAUACUGAUUGUCCGAGAAGCUUCUCUCCCUUUACCACGCCGCCAACAACAUAUGGCGAUUGUGUCUGACCACCAAGUGCUGACCAGCCAGUCGUGAUGCCAAAACCUUUCCAUCCGGUCAUUUCCUAUCCGCAUCUGUUUAGUCAUAUCUCAUGGUGGCACUCAGCUAGGAAACUCACUGAAAGAUUAGCUUUUCCUAUGAUGAUCAUGCCUGCUUUGAUAAGCUAGAAACAUGCUUGUCAGACUGCCCCAUAUCUUGCUUGGAGGAAUAUGACUUACUCGAUCAACAAUCGGGGCAUUUCCUUUGGUUUUGGCGUCCUUCAAGGCGAAAGUGCCGCAGGUUGUGUUCAUCCCUAAGGCUGGAUCUGUACAUAUGUUGUCCUGUUCCUGAAGCCCUGGUGGUUUAAUUUCUCGAUCUGAUCCAAGUACAAAUGAACAAGGUCUUUGGACGUCACCUCUCCAGUAUUCAGAAGCCUUUGCAAGUCGACGCAUGUCACCGUAAGAGGGUUAAUUUUGAUGUGUUCUCCCAUUGUGGCUUGAGCGUGUAGCUCUUCAGCCGAAAUGUUUGUUGAUAAUGGAUGGCCGAUCUGAUCGGUGCUGGUGAACAGGUCAGAGCGAGAACUGAUCCUAGGAAUAUGAUACAAAUCACUCUCCCGAUGACAAGAAGAGUGAUGGGACGUGCUUUGAUUCGCGUUCACGAAGUGCCAUAGAAAACGGAAGUGAGUGAAUGAUCAGAAAGACGGGGCAGGCGCAAGGAGAAACAAGACC
Molecule: messenger RNA, 4778 nt
Organism: Cadophora gregata
Lineage: Eukaryota; Fungi; Ascomycota; Leotiomycetes; Helotiales; Ploettnerulaceae
Exons: 10
Coding region: 1-2682 (893 amino acids)
Biological process (GO): carboxylic acid metabolic process
Molecular function (GO): carbon-carbon lyase activity; pyridoxal phosphate binding
Source: RefSeq, a predicted model, not a curated record